UCCGUUCCAGGUGACUCCCAUUUCCACUCUGACAGCAGUUCAGUCGCAGGGAGGCGAAGCUACAGGCUAGUCCGUCUGGAGCGCAGCUAGCUGACGCAGCAGCAUCUAGCAACAGUUAGCGGUGGGGUUUAGUUAGCUGUUAGGAGGAAUUGGGUGUGAGUGUCUGUAAGGCUUCGGUGAUUAUUGUUUACAAUGAAGAAAUUAAAAAGGCCCGCAUCCUGACGUCCGCAUUGUGGUCAAUGACGGUCUGUCGCGGCGUUGGUGACUGACAUGGACGCUAGUGACAAUAAGGAUGUGAAGCUUUCAGCCGAAGUGGAACCGUUCAUCCCACAGAAGAAAGGUCUCGAAGGAUCUCUCGUCAGCAUGAGCCUUUCUGGAGAGGCAGGCGGAGGAGGAGGGGGCGGAGGUAUAGGAGGAAGCAACGGAGGGGUCGAAACCACUCCCAUACCCAGCUACCUCAUCACCUGCUACCCUUUCGUCCAAGAGAACCAACCCAACAGGCAACAUCCAAUGUAUAAUGGAGGGGAGCUGCGCUGGCAGCAGCCUAACCCCAGCCCUGGUGGUUCGUACCUGGCCUACCCCAUCCUGUCUUCCCCCCAGCCUCCUGUCUCCAAUGACUAUGCUUACUACCAGAUCAUGCCUGCUCCGUGCCCACCUGUGAUGGGCUUCUACCAGCCCUUCCCUGGCACAUAUGCAGGUCCUGUGCAAGCUGGAGUGGUUAACCCCGUCUCAGCAGAUGUCAGUGAAAGACCGCUGCCUCUGGGGCCUGCUUAUGGGAUGGCCAGUCAGAGGGGGAGAGGCAUGAUCCGACCUAAUGUUCUCCCAAAGCAGCAGUUGGGUAUCUGCCAACCCCCCAGAGGUCGCCGGCCUCCAACCAGGAGUGUAGCUGUGCAGAAGGAGGUUUGCACUUUGGGGCCUGAUGGAAGGACCAAGACAGUCAUGCUGGUGGAUGCAGCCCAGCAGACUGAUUUUCCUGGCGAGGUGUCAAGUCGGGGUGCUGCUGAGCGGGCGAGUCCCCUGCUGUGGAAAAACCGAACAAAGAGAAGACGAGCAUCACAUCCAGGCGAAAUCUACAACGAGCAGGGUGCCAGUGAAGCAGAUAUAGACAGUGACAGCGGCUACUGUAGCCCCAAACACAACCAGGGGGCAGGGGCAGCGCAGCGAACAGCAGAGAAUACAGCAGCACCAACAGGAGUGGAGGCUGGUGUAAUGACAGCAGGUACCUGGGUGAAUGUAGCCUCUCAGGCUGCCCCGAAGGCCUGGGGGGACAGGAACGGCCAGUUUCACAGAGCAGACCAGCGGAAGAAUCCUGAACAGAGAAACUUCUCACAGGAUUUCCACAGUGGCUAUCCAGGACGUGUGCCGCCCAACCAGCCAGAGCAAAGACUGCAGCCAGCGGGGGUCACUGGCACUGAGCUCACCCCAGAGCCUCUCUACUUUGAGGAUGAAGAUGAGUUCCCAGAUCUGGCUACAGGAGGGGCUGUUCAGCACAACACCAAACCAGAAUCUGCUGCAGCCCAGACACACACACAGCCGAAACUGCCCAAAAACCUGCUGGAUAACCUUCCAGAAAACUCUCCUAUCAACAUUGUGCAGACACCCAUCCCCAUCACCACCUCUGUUCCCAAGAGGGCCAAGAGCCAGAGGAAGAAGGCUCUGGCUGCUGCCUUGGCCACUGCACAGGAGUACUCUGAGAUCAGCAUGGAACAGAAGAAAUUACAGGAGGCAUUCACAAAAGCAGCUGGGAAGAAGAGUAAAACCUCUGUGGAGCUGGACCUGGGAGACAUGUUGGCAGCUUUGGAGAAACAUCAGCAAGCUAUGAAGGCCAGACAGCUCACCAAUACCAAGCCACUGUCUUUUACAGUUGGAACAACUACUCCAUUCCACGGUUCAGGCUCCACCAACGUGCCGUCCAUGUUGAAGGGUCAUCAGCAGCCGUACUCUUCCCCACAUAAUUCUCUGGAUUCCACUGCACCGCGUAUCAAGAGAGGGAAGGAGAGAGAAAUCCCUAAAGUGAAACGGCCAACAGCUCUUAAGAAGAUUAUCUUGAAGGAACGUGAGGGGAAGAAAGGGAAGACGAGUGUAGAACAAGAGUCUUCAGGCCAGGAGGAGCAUGGAGAAGAAAGUCUACAUUUUACAGAUGAUCUUCCACGAGAGCCUGCCUCCCAAGAAGGUGACGACAACGGUCUGAGCGUGCCCAGUGAUGCUUCCCUCUCUCCGGCCAGUCAGAACUCUCCGUAUAGCAUCACCCCAGUAUCCCAGGGCUCUCCUGCCAGCUCAGGCAUUGGGAGUCCAAUGGCUUCGAAUGCCAUCACCAAGAUCCACAGCCGACGUUUCAGGGAGUACUGUAACCAAGUGCUGAGUAAAGAGAUCGACGAGAGCGUGACGCUGCUCCUGCAGGAACUGGUUCGGUUCCAGGAGCGGGUCUACCAGAAGGAUCCCACCAAGGCCAAAUCCAAGCGCCGCCUGGUCAUGGGUCUCAGAGAGGUCACCAAGCACAUGAAGCUGCACAAGAUCAAGUGUGUCAUCAUCUCUCCCAACUGUGAGAAGAUCCAGGCCAAAGGUGGUUUGGAUGAAGCCUUAUACAAUGUGAUUGCCAUGGCUCGGGAGCAGGAGAUCCCAUUUGUGUUUGCUCUGGGCAGAAAGGCUCUUGGACGCUGCGUCAACAAGCUAGUGCCUGUUAGUGUGGUCGGCAUUUUCAACUAUUCUGGAGCAGAGGGUCUCUUCAACCGACUGGUGUCUCUGACAGAAGAGGCGAGGAAGGCCUACAAGGACAUGGUGUCAGCUCUGGAGCAGGAGCAGGCAGAGGAGGCUCUGAAAAACGACAAGAAAGUCCCGCACCACAUGGGCCAUUCCCGCAACCACUCUGCUGCUUCUGCUAUCUCCUUCUGCUCCAUCUUCUCUGAGCCCAUCUCAGAGGUCAAUGAGAAGGAGUACGAGACCAACUGGAGAAGUAUGGUGGAGACUUCAGAUGCCCUGGAGCCUGUGGAGCCUGAGCCGAGUCGUCCUACACCUCCCACAGCCGCCCAGAAAGACAUUGAGGCUCCAGCAGCCACCACCCCCGCCACUGCCCCUCCUGCCGCCACUGCUCCCCCACCCAGGACAGGGCUCCUCACACAGGGUACCGGCGAGAGAGACGAGGUCCGAGUCGAUGACCGGCUGGAGCUGGCAUCUCAGCAGAGCACAGAGACGGGCUCAUUGGAUGGGAGCUGCAGGGGCCCACUAAACUCCUCCAUCACCUCCACGACCUCCACCUUGGUCCCUGGGAUGUUGGAGGAGGCAGAGGAGGAGGACGAGGAGGAGGAGGACUACACACCUGAACCUAUUUCUGUGGAGGUGCCCACUCUGAGCAGCCGCAUCGAAUCCUGGGUGUCAAAGACCCUGGAAAACCUGCAGCUGGGAAAGAGCCAGGAGAGUACAGAGGAGGAGGAGGAGGAAGAUGACGAAGAGGAAGAUGACGAAGAGGAGAGAGGGCAGAGCGAGGACGAGGAGGACCUCUCUUCAGCGGACAUCACAGAGACGGUGAUUGAGGGCAAAGAGCAAGUGGAGGUGAAGAAGGUCGCCGGUUGAUAGCACCUCUGUUCUUACAUACACCCAUUCCCUCUGUCGCACUCACGCAUCCAUCUUCACAGCAGCCAGCAGUGUUUCUCCUCUGUCUCUAACCCCUGACACCAGACAUAAUCUCAGGUAUCCAACCAACUGACCAAUGCAUACACACAUACACCUUUAAAACAUUACGGAAAAACCGACCAACAUACAAACACAUAGCAUUGCCGACCAAACGACGACUAACACAGUUUGAGGGAUUAGUUAUUGAAACCAACGCUCACCUGGUAAUUUAAACUGACGCCCUCACUACUUCUUCUGCCCAUAACCUGCUACACUUGAAUUCAGAGGGAAGUCUUAGACUUUCCUCCUCCGAAACUGAACUCCUUGAGAGUCGGGACGUUUUUGGGAGCAAGUGAUGAGCGCUGACAUGUUGAACUGCUGUCUGUAGCUCACAGACGAGGAAGGUUUCGGCUCCCAUCUUAAUUAACUUUACACAGAGCUCAGAAGGUUUACAGCUCUGCAAGUAUUUGUGUGCGUGUGAGUGCGUGUGUGUGUGUUUUGCAGGCACAUAGUUUGCAUUUACUUUGCCGUGUUCAUUAGCUUUAUCUCUGUAAAUAAUGUGUGUAUGUGUUUUCUUUUCACCUGUCUGAUCUGAGAGUAAAGGAGGGACAUUGCUUUUUUAAUUACUGCUUGGUUAGCUUUCCUAAUAUUACAGUGUCAGGGGUUCUGUCUUUGUACCAAAACCACUCCCGCCUGUCGGUCUUCAGAGAGUGUUUCGUAAUGUUGAAAUAAUAAGUGACCCAUUCUGUGUUCAGAUGAUUCAAACAACUUAACUUCUAAGAAGCAAAACAAGCUUUGUGUAUAUAUAACCUUGUCUAUGUGGUUCUACUGCAGUAUGUAAUGAUUUGUCAUACUGAUCUUGCCCAGUGUGAAACUGUUUGGGGUAGUUUUUCCUCCAACUGGAAUUGUCUUGAGUUCCUCGAUGCUGUUUGUGCUUCAUAAAUAAGUGCUCCUGUUUUGUUCUGGUGGUGUUUGUUGUCUAAUGGGGUGCUCUCAAGCUGUCUCUUACUUGCUAAUGAGCUAACACCAUUUUUAAAAGCCUGUUUAUCAAGUGUGUCAACAUUUUUAAAGGAUAAGUUCACCCAAAAAUGAAAUUUCAGUCAUUGUCCAUUCACCUCCAUGCUGAUGGAAAGUCAGGUGACGUUUCGUAGUCCAAAACAAACCGACAUUGAAGCAUUUGCCCAAGCAACUGAAGAAGCUGGGGACUUGUUUUAAAAUGUAAAACGGAACUGAAAAUGAUUCCAUCCAGCUAAUGUAGUGUAACCCAAGUCUCCAAAAACCCCUGAGACACCAAACUGAUUUGAAAAGAAGUUAUUUACACCUUUUUAAAGCUAAGUUGAGCUAAAAUUGAUUGUGCACUUUGUCUGAAGUGGAUGCACAAGCAAAACCACAAAUCAAGGGUGUAAAAGUAUUUUCAAAUCAGUUUGCGAUCUUGGAGAUUUGGGUUUCAACCGAUGAGCAGUCUAGAGCCAUUACUGGUUUCUUUUUGUUGUUUUAGAACAAGUCUCCAGCUACUUCAGUCGUUAAGAGCAAUGCUUCAACUCUGUUUUGCUGUGAAGCUUCUGAAAUGUAUUGUGGACUACACAACCUCAACUGACUUUUCAUUUGCAUGAAGGUGAGUUGGUAAUGGCUGAAUUUAAAUUUAGGGGGAACUCUUAAGUUCAAGUCCUUUCACCCAGAAAAAAAGAUUUUUUUUUCUUUUUUUUCUUUUUUUAUUUAGAAAAAAGAAAAACGGUUUGACAGAGAACUUUUGUUUUUUUUUCAAAUCAUCGACUGUUUAAUUGAAAACUUAAACCACAUCAACGAAUAGGAAAUGCAAGUGUUUACUGGUAUUAAAGGUCCCAUAUUAUGAUCAUUUUCAGGUUCAUACUUAAGUUGUCUACUAGAAAAUGUUUACAUGCUUUAAUGUUCAAAAAACACUUGAUUUUUCUCUCUGUUCACCCACUGUCUGAAUGCUCUGUUUUAGCGCCUAUCUCUUUAGGACCCACCCCCCCAGAAGGCCCACUCUAAUCUGAUUGGUCAGCUCUUGCAAGCCUGAGCAGGCACCACCCAACUUGUUUCUGCCUCAGGAUGCAGCUUUGAAGGCACAGUUUCUGAAUUUCUCUGUGCAAUCUUUUAUAAUUUACAGUAUUUUUAUAUCACCUAGACCUGCUUUAUAAUCAGAAGACAUGGAAAUCUUACUUUCUGCAGUAUGGGACCUUUAAUCAAAUUUACCAAUAGCCAAGUUUACAAAAAGAAUCUGAUGUUCGAACACAACUGAAUUGACUCCUUGUAGAGCUCUUCUAGAGCGUGGAGACAAAUUUAGUCAGCAUCGUCUCUGACUGGGUCAGAGUCACCACUGGAAGUCAAACAAGUCGUCACAAAGUCGUGCACAUGCUCAUGAUGAACCCUUGUAAAUACAAGUGUACAAAAGAGAUUUUGAUUUUGCAUUGUAUUAAAAAAAAUACAAUCAUCCUGUUCUUAAAGCCAUUUGAUAGUUUUAACAUUUAAACAGUUGGAAUCCAAUUUGAUAACGGUAUAUGAGAGCGAAGCAUGCCGAGAACACAGCCAGUUGAUGGUGAUGUUGGCAGCGUGUGUACAGUAAAUGCAGUAUGUCGGGCUGUAUGCAAUGUGAAGCCGUGUGAUGGGAGACGACAGUGUACUGGAUAUCAUGCUCACGAAAGUGUUCUAUCUGGUUUGAUAGAAGGUACGCUGUGUGCAGGCUUUUUGUUGCUCUGACUUCCAUCAAAAAGUGUUUGAAGUAUGUUCAUUGACAGCGAGUGUUUUUUGCACUAUGUAAAUACGUACUGGUAAAGGUCUUGUAACUAAUGUGAACAAAAAAAAAUCAAAACAAAACAAACAAAAAAAACGGUUCAAUGAAGUACUUUUUCAGCGUGUUCUUCGUCUUUAUAUGGAUAUUUAAGACCGUCUCCUUCCAACUGUACAUCACUAGCAACAAUGUUAGAGGCUGUUUCUCAUAAUCCUGUUAUCUUAACCUAUAUGGACUGAUGAUUAACAUCAUUAAAAUGUUUAUGUAAAUCA
Acanthopagrus latus (yellowfin seabream) is the source of this 6630-nucleotide messenger RNA. RefSeq names its product SECIS binding protein 2-like (gene secisbp2l). The transcript is spliced from 18 exons. Gene Ontology annotation, biological process: selenocysteine incorporation. Lineage: Eukaryota; Metazoa; Chordata; Actinopteri; Spariformes; Sparidae. Gene Ontology annotation, cellular component: ribonucleoprotein complex. The record is from RefSeq and is a predicted model, not a curated record. The coding region runs from base 271 to 3570 and encodes 1099 amino acids. Gene Ontology annotation, molecular function: ribonucleoprotein complex binding; mRNA 3'-UTR binding; selenocysteine insertion sequence binding.